Messenger RNA from Drosophila ficusphila, 2666 nucleotides. RefSeq names its product testis-specific zinc finger protein topi. Lineage: Eukaryota; Metazoa; Arthropoda; Insecta; Diptera; Drosophilidae. Gene Ontology annotation, molecular function: RNA polymerase II cis-regulatory region sequence-specific DNA binding; DNA-binding transcription activator activity, RNA polymerase II-specific. The transcript has 4 exons. Gene Ontology annotation, cellular component: nucleus. Gene Ontology annotation, biological process: regulation of transcription by RNA polymerase II. The record is from RefSeq and is a predicted model, not a curated record. The coding region runs from base 187 to 2613 and encodes 808 amino acids.
AAUCUCAUUUCCCUACUUGCAAGCAGUCGAAACGUUUCGUAAAAUUUCAUUAAAAAUUAUUCUUCCGAUAGGAAGAGAAAAUCACUUUCAAUUUUAAUCUUGGUAAUUUAAUCACUUGUUAGAUAUUAAACAACCUGUGGCACUAAAAUUACUGCUGAGUAUUCGGACUUUGAGUUAUCAUUAGCCAUGAAGGUGAAGGUGUCGGGGGAAUAUACUCUCGCUGAGAUCGAGGUGGAUGUGGACACGGAGCUAAGUCCCGAAGACUUGCAAUCCGGAGCCACAGUGCUCGCAACCAGCGAGGGUGAGGGCGUCUUGGAGCAGAUUGUCAGCCAUGAGGGACUGUCCAGGUUCUUUACUGUGACGCCGGCCGCCACCAUUCCAAUGCCCACAGAUGUGGUGGUGGAACGCACCCUGGCAGAUCCGGCGCUCAAGCAGAUCCUUCAGCAGGCUGAUGGCAAAAAAGGCUUUGAUCCCCAGGCUGAGCAACUAAAGAUUCGCGAUUUUCUCGCUGGAGUGACUACAACAAAGAUGACCACCGAGCAGUCGGUCUUUCAAGCGCCGCGUUUUAAUUCAACGGGGGUACCCAGCAUUCGUGUUAAAUGCCCCCAAUGUCUGGUUCAGUACGAUGCAACUGCCUUUCAGAGCCACUCCUGUGAGGCCGAGGUGGAUCGGAAGUCCGUUGAAGUCGUGGUUUCGCAGCAGGAGAAGCCCCUGCCCAUUCCUGCUCUGUGCGCCCCGCCUGCUCCGCCCAGCAAACCGAGCAGCGAGCGGGUGAUCCUGGAGAAUCAGCUGCGCCUGCGUCGAUACAUGAAGGACGAGAUGAAGUAUGAUUUGACCACUGGUGUUGAUUGUUCGCGGGUCCGCAAGUCCAUCAAAGGACCCAACGAGUGCACCAUGUGCGAUCGCAAGUUUGUUCAUGCCUCGGGACUGGUGCGCCACAUGGAGAAGCACGCUUUGGACUUGAUUCCCUCGCAGACGAGCCUGCAACCACAUUCAGUUCCUGCUGCCGGCCUUCAUGUUGUGGUGAAGUGCAAUGCCUGUGGCCGUGUUUUCUACGAUCCGGAGGUGGCCUUCAAGCACGGAUUCAUUCACUUCCCGGAGCAGCCACGAUUGCUUGAUUCUUUGGAGAAUCUGGAGAUUAAAUCAAGCUCCCCCAAGGAUUUAAAGGAGCUGUUGGAAAAGAGUGAGAAGUUGCUGGCUAAAGAAGUUUUCCUAACUGGCCCCCAGAUUAGAGCCAAGCGCCUGGAGAAGGAACUAUUCACCAGUUUAAUUCUGGGCAGUGUGCUGCAGUGUGAAUUUUGCGAGUAUGUUUUUGCUGACAUCGCCGAACUGCUUGUCCACUCGGCUUCCCAUGUGGCGGAGCGGCGUUUCGAGUGCACCGCCUGCGACAUGCAGAUGAACACAGCCAAGGAGGCCAGUAUUCACUUUCAGACGGACUGCAUCUUUAUGCUGGAGGCGACCAGGUCGCUGAACGUGACGCUGAGUCGCCACUUUGUGUGCAAUGUGUGCGAACUGAAGUUCGCCAAUACGGACCUGCUGCAGGAGCAUCGAUACACCUCGUAUCACUACUUCCCACGUCUCAGCGAGAAUGGUAAAAAGCUGUUGCUGCCCUGUGAGUUUUGCGAGGUGAAUUUCGAGUUCGCCCACGAGAUCCUGCCACACAACGAGGAGAAGCACUUGAACAAGAAGAAACGGGAGAAGGAGACUCGCAAUACGGGUACAGGUCGCCUUCGCCAGUACCUUUGCGACAUCUGCGGCAAGUCGUACACCCAAUCGAGCCACUUGUGGCAGCACCUCCGCUUCCACCAGGGUGUCAAGCCGUUUGUCUGCCAGGAGGAGAAUUGCGACCGGAAGUUCACCAUUCGUCCGGAUCUCAACGACCACAUUCGCAAGUGCCACACGGGGGAGAGACCCUACCUUUGCCUGGUAUGUGGAAAGCGAUUCCUGACUGGCUCCGUGUUUUAUCAGCACCGGCUCAUCCAUCGCGGUGAGCGGCGCUAUGAGUGCGAAGAAUGUGGCAAGCGAUUCUACCGAGCGGAUGCUCUAAAGAACCACCAGCGCAUCCACACUGGCGAGAAGCCCUAUAGCUGCCUCUACUGCACCAAGACGUUCCGCCAACGUGGCGACCGGGAUAAGCACAUUCGGGCGCGACAUGCUCACCUGGAUGCCAACUCGCGGUUGAUGAUGCAGAUGCAGAAGUUUCAGCUUGAGUCGGCGGCCGCUGCUGCACUGAAGGCCAAGCACCAACCAGAAGAGCAGGGAGUUGAGGGUGGUGAUGGCAGCCACCCGGAGGUGGCUUCCGGCUCGCGACCAAAAUUGGAAGAUCCGGCGAUCCAAUAUCCUGGCUUGCCAAGGCAGCAGGAGGGUGUAAUGUGUUUGCCAGUGAACGAGGUGGACAACAGCUACCUAAUGUCUGAGUUUGUGCCCAUGGGGGCGGAUGGCUCGGAGCAGCAGAUAAUUGUGUUCGACGAAAACACAGCCCAGGACAUGGAUAUGAUCAGCUUGUUUGAUCAUCAGGCGCCCCUGCAAGCGGGCAGCCUGCCACUGUUGGAAACUAUUGCAAAUGACAGGGUGAUGGUGGUGAAAAACAAUCCCUCACAACCGCUAUUUUAAGAUAGUUGUUUGUAGCUUUCGAAUUCGAAUUUAAAUAAAGCGCUAAAAGAAUA